This is a messenger RNA of Schistocerca americana (American grasshopper), 367 nucleotides long. Its product is annotated as vegetative cell wall protein gp1-like. The record is from RefSeq and is a predicted model, not a curated record. NCBI's taxonomy places the organism in Eukaryota, Metazoa, Arthropoda, Insecta, Orthoptera, Acrididae. Bases 16 to 324 code for a protein of 102 amino acids. The transcript has 2 exons.
CUCAACACACAAGACAUGAUCAAGCUGGUGACCGUAGUUGUGGUGCUGGCGGCGGCGGCGAGCGCGCAGUUCCCCCCGGGCCCCGCCCCCGGACCUCUGGGCCCAGGUCCCGCUCCCGGCCCCUGGGGGCCCGCCCCUGUGCCGCAUCUUCCGCCUCCACCGCCUCCCCCACGCCCCCAGGUGCCUGCCCCCGGGCCCGGCCCCAGCGCCAUCACCAGUGACUCCACCUCGCAGAUCCACUCGCCGUGGGCCGUCUCGAGCUGGCACCGCAGCCAGACCAUCAUCCGCCCCCAGCCCAUCCCAGUGGGCCUCGUCACCGAGUGAUGCUGCCUCGAACGCAGCUACCCCUGAUGGAGUUCCCCGGUUG